ACUCAAUCAAGCAUUCUAUAAGUCUUAUCAAAUUUUAUGUGAUAGCUAUUUUAUUAAACCAUUCGACGAGCAAGAUAGAUCAUUAAAUUAUGUUCACAUAGUCAAAAUGUAAAAACUCAACCACCAAACGCCUUGUUAGUUGAAGAAAAAUAUAUAUUUUUGACACGCAUUUUCACAGCCUGCAAGAAACAUGGGCGAUCUGCACGGUACAGCUGCUAGUUCCAGUAUUUGCGAAGAACAUCCGAGAAAGACCAAGGACCUGUUCUGCCAAAAAUGUGAGGUCGCUCUGUGUUCUGAAUGCUUUAAUUCAGACCAUACAGGCAGUCCUCAUAAAGUGCUCAGCAUCGAGGCAGCUAAAGAACGCCGCGAGCAAGUGGGAAUAUUGUUGGAAGCCUACUCACGAUCUGUAAAAGAUACAUCAGAAACUUUGAGCAUGAUGAACGCACACAUCCUAAGAUUUGUCUCCAAUGAUUUGCGGUGCGCUGAAGAUAUCUGCUAUGUUUACCAGCAAAGUUCAAUUUAUAAUAGAGACCUGAAAAGAAAGCGGGAAGUGCUGGACGAAGCACUAGAGAAGCAACGAAUCGUGGUUGCUAGCUUCCACAGAAAGGCCAAAAAAGAGCUGGAUGAAAAGUUUUCCGCGGUCGAAGACGCUCUGAGGAAAGUUUGCGAUCAAAAUUAGCCUUAAAUAACAAGAAAAAACCGUUCGUUAAAACUAGUCGUUGGCUUGAAAAAAAAACAAUAACAGACUUUCUUUUGAUGGUUUCCGGAAAAGCCCACAAAAGCAAAU
Molecule: messenger RNA, 787 nt
Organism: Symsagittifera roscoffensis
Lineage: Eukaryota; Metazoa; Xenacoelomorpha; Acoela; Convolutidae
Product: tripartite motif-containing protein 2-like
Exons: 2
Coding region: 191-679 (162 amino acids)
Molecular function (GO): zinc ion binding
Source: RefSeq, a predicted model, not a curated record